AUGGUAAUACUAGAAGGCACCGCAAUGUUACAAGUUGGAAAUAAUCAAUAUCUUCAGCCGGACUACCUCUCUCCGCUUCCGACAACGUUGGAUGCGAAGAAAAGUCCCCUGGCAUUGUUGGCGCAAACGUGCAGCCAGAUCGGUGCGGACCCAGGAAACAUUACGGUCAAGUCGCUUGUUUCACCGUCGGAAAAGAACAAAAAAUCAUCGUCCUCCAACGGCUCCAGCAGCUCCAGCACAAGCAGCACUUCAUCGUCCGGCAGCAACUCGUCGGCAUCGUCUCAGGUCGAUCCGACGUCCCACUCGUCCGCGUCUCGAUCGCCGUCGGUAAGGACGGACAAAUCGGACGCAUCGCCGGAGAUAAAGCUCGCCUUCAAACCGUACGAAAUGAAUGUGCUAACGACGAAAGUGAACCUUAGCAAAGCGUCCUCGGUGGAGGAUCGUCCAUCGUCCAAGAUGAGCAGUGGUAGUGACGUGUUGAACAACAAUAGUGUGAGCCAAAUCAAUAAUAAUAAUAAUCACGGUGAACAUGGUGGUCGCAAGGAUGGCCGGGCCCUUUCGCCCCGUGGCAGUGCCGAUUCGCCAAUGUCUGGCCGCGGUGGUGGCAGUGCUAGUGUGAAGAGUAACGAGAGUAGUGGUGGUGAGCAUGGUGGCAAUAAGUGCAGCACACCGGAAGCCAACCGUAGGGCCUCAUCCGCCGGUACGCCCAGUGAUCGUGAGAAAGUGAGUGGUGGCGGUUUGGGAGGUGGUUCCGGCCCCUCCAGCAGUCCAUCGGCCGGCAUGAUGCAUCCGGGAGCGUUGCCUCCGUCGGCCGCAUACAAAGCGAACCCGUACGGUAUGAGUGCGGCCGGACUGCCCAGCCCGUCGGGGAUCGACCACACGAACCCUGCCUUCCGGCCACCGUUUGCCGGUGCAUUUAGUCAUCAUCAUGCGGCCAUGCUGGCAGCCGCCGGAUACUCAGGCGCAGCGGCAGCGGCCGCCGCAGCCAGUGCCGCCGGUGCCAAUCCGUACCUCAGCUACACGCGCGUCAAGACACCGUCCGGCGGUGAAACGUUGGUGCCGAUCUGCAAGGAUCCGUACUGUACUGGAUGCCAGUUUUCGGCCCACAAUCACCAGAUGAUGAUGGGCAGCCAGUGUCCGGCGGGCUGUACCCAGUGUGACCACCAGAAGUAUAUGGCCAUGGCACUCAGCUCAAUGCCGCCAGCCGGCUAUCCCGGCUAUCCGCCACCCUCGUCGGCCGCAGCAGCCGCCGCUGCAGCUGCGGCAGCGGCCGCCGCAGUUAAUUCUAGUGGAACGCAACCCCCAGGCAGUGCCGGUGCCGCUAGCCGGCCGUACAUGUGCAACUGGGUAGUCGGUGACUCGUACUGCGGCAAACGGUUCAACACGACUGACGAGCUGCUGUCCCAUCUGCGCACACACACCGCCAACCUGUCCGAUCCGGCCGCGCUGGCACUGCAGCAACAGCUGAUGCCGCUGAGUGGCAUCUUCCCGCCUACAUCGCUGCAUCACCACCAUCGAGGCUACCCGAAUCCACCGCUCAGCCCACUGUCGGCCGCCCGGUACCAUCCGUACGUGAAGCCCGGUGCAAUCCCGACGGCCUUGCCCGGUUCACCAUACAGUGCAGCGGCUGCAGCGGCGGCGGCCGCGUUCAACCCGGCUGCUGCCUUCGGCCAGUACUACUCGCCGUACGCGGCCGCCCUCUACGGACAGCGCAUGGGUGCGGCAGUACAUCAGUAG
Molecule: messenger RNA, 1737 nt
Organism: Anopheles marshallii
Lineage: Eukaryota; Metazoa; Arthropoda; Insecta; Diptera; Culicidae
Gene: noc
Product: zinc finger protein Noc
Exons: 2
Coding region: 1-1737 (578 amino acids)
Biological process (GO): negative regulation of DNA-templated transcription
Cellular component (GO): nucleus
Source: RefSeq, a predicted model, not a curated record